Molecule: messenger RNA, 1866 nt
Organism: Pseudoliparis swirei
Lineage: Eukaryota; Metazoa; Chordata; Actinopteri; Perciformes; Liparidae
Gene: rnf26
Product: ring finger protein 26
Exons: 1
Coding region: 83-1435 (450 amino acids)
Biological process (GO): ubiquitin-dependent protein catabolic process; protein ubiquitination
Molecular function (GO): ubiquitin protein ligase activity
Source: RefSeq, a predicted model, not a curated record
CCCGAGCAAAUAAACAAGACAUGGACUUUGCAGUGGAGAUAAACUGAGAGGUUAAAAAAAAAAAAAAAAGACACACACUACCAUGGGUUUGGUGAACUUUGUAAUCUCCACUGUAGGAAAAUGCCUGGACGCCGUCUGCCUCCUGCUGGACGUGAAUUUCCUCAUCGUCCACAGCGUGGUGCGGACCCUCCUCGCGGCCCUCACCUUCAUCACCAACCUGCCCGCCCUCCUCCUCCACUCGCUGGUGGAGCUGGGCGACUUGUCCGCGUUCUGCUUGAUGUCCGCGGCGGAGGCGGCGACCGACGCGGCCCGCGGCGCCGUCGCCGCGCUGGGCGUCUUGGCGCUGGCCCUCGAGGGUCUCCUCGAGAGCCUGAAGAUGGUGGGCUACCUGUCCGCGCACGUCCUGCUCCGCGGCAAGGAGCACAUGUGCCGCGGCCUGCUGUCGCUGCUGGAGGGCUGCGGCAUCGCCGUCAGCCUGGCGGUCUACUUCGCCAACACCGCGGUCAACUUCGCGCUCAUCGCCACCCAGAACGCGGUGGCGGCGGCGGUCGCCGUGUGGCAGACCGUCUCCAGCCCGCUGCAGACGGCGCUGGAGCUCACGCUGACCUCCGCCACCUUCCUGUACAGCAGCCUGGUCGGCACGUCGGCGCUCCUGUGGUCGCCGUGUAAGCUGACGCUGGACUUCCUGGCGUCGCUGGUCCACGUGUUCCUCAGCGUCUUCGUCUCCAACGCCUACGGCCUCCUGCUGACCGCCGCCAUCGCGCUCACCACCACCGCCUACCUCAACCCGCGGCUGGCCCAGCGGGCCGCCGCGCGCCUCGGAGGUUACGCCGACGCGUUUCCCGCCGCGCGCCGACUUCGCCUGGCCGGCCGCCGCGUCACCUGGGCCGCGCGGGCGGCCCCGCGCCGCCUGCGCGGCGCCGCCCGCCGCCUGCGGAGAGUCGUCCGCCGCCUCUGCCUGCUGGAGCGGGGGCUCUGGCGGAAGCUGUCCGGACUGAGCGGCCGGCUGAGUUCGGCCCUGAGGACGCAGAUCAACGGGGACGCCGCCGCCGUCGCCGUCGACGACGGCGACCCGCGGGAGGAGAGGCGGGACCCGCCGGACGGGAGAGCGGCGGACGGGGCGCACCGAGAGCCGCCGGACUCGGUCGCCCCGUCGUCGAGCGCGGACCGGCCGCUGAAGAAGCAGCGGGCGGCGGCGGGCGAGAGCGGCGAACGGCAGCCGGCCGAGAACCUGCUGACUCUCCUGAAGGAGCAGGAGGAGAGGAAGAAGUGCGUCAUCUGCCAGGACCGCAGCAAGACGGUGGUGCUGCUGCCGUGCCGCCACCUGUGUCUGUGCAAAGGCUGCACGGUCAUCCUGCUGCGGCAGGCCCUGUACCAGCAGAACUGCCCGCUGUGUCGGCACAUGAUCCUCAACACGAUGGACGUGUACCUGUGAGGCGCCGGCGGGAGGCGGAGCCGCGGGCCGGCGGCCGCCGCGCUCGACUUUCAGGUUUUACCAUUGAGACCCCGGUGUGUGACCUGCGCUUUCCUACGAGGUCGUGUUGAACGACGUGUCUGGUAGUUCUGUACAUUUUUCUCAAAUCCCACGAUGACGACUCGUCGGUCGGUCCUCCUCCAACGCUCUUUUCCCCCCAUGUCCGCCGAGGAUGUGAAUCUUUAACGUCUCUAGAAAGUGUUUCUCAAAUGCAAACGGGUGUGAAUGGGAACGUUUCGGACUCUCGCCGAUAACGUCAAUCUAACAAAUUUAUUGGGAUUUAUUGAUGAUCUAAAAUAACUUCUCUUUAACAUUUUGGUGUUCAGAUCUGAGCACGUAAAGAAAAACACUGUGUCCCAACUCCAUCUGACAAUCAACAGCUGUAGACACGA